Messenger RNA from Pelobates cultripes (western spadefoot toad), 34075 nucleotides. The record is from the annotation of a GenBank genome assembly. NCBI's taxonomy places the organism in Eukaryota, Metazoa, Chordata, Amphibia, Anura, Pelobatidae.
AAGUUGAAGCUGCUAACCGGAAGUGUUGUCUGCAGCGCGUUGUUGCCCCGUGAGUGGAGAGUGAGACCGGGCAUCAGGCGGCAGGAUGGCGGAUGUAACAGCCCGUAGUUUGCAGUAUGAAUACAAAGCGGUGAGUACAUAGGGAGCAUGCUGCUUGUAAUACGAAGUACUGUUAGUCACACAUAGCUAUAGAGACAGAAAGGGACCAAUUGCCCAGGUGGGAGCCUACGGCAGGCGGCUGGAUAGUAACUGGGUCUCUCACACUUUCCUGGAGCAGUGAGGGCUGAGCAUUUGGAAUUAAACGGCUCACAAUUUUCCUGCAUAAUUGGAAAUGUAACCUCUAGCAGCCGCAAUGCCAAAGUGCUUCCUCCACUAUACUAAGUGAACGAUACAAAGAGAAUCCAACGUGCAUGGGAUUUGUUUUUCUUCCUCCAUUUUGGUACCUAUAGGAAUCAUUAAGUUUGAAACAUUACUUUUCAUGUUUUCAUUACAAUCAUUUUUUUUUAUUUUUUUUUUAAACCUUGAUAAGGCACAUAGGGACAUAUUAUGUGAUAUGUGAGUUUUUAGACUUACUAUUAUAUCUUUUUUUUUUUGUCCUGCACAGAACUCUAAUCUUGUACUUCAAGCUGAUCGUUCAUUGAUAGACAGAACCCGCAGAGAUGAACCCACAGGUGAGGUGUUGUCACUUGUGGGGAAGCUGGAAGGAUCCCGGAUGGGUGAUAAAGCUCAGCGAACCAAACCUCAGAUGCAGGAAGAGAGACGUGCUAAGUAAGUGUUGCCAUCUUAAUUAUAUUAUGUUGUGUAUGUGUGUGCAAGGUUGAAAUGAUACUCUAAGCACCAAAAAGACUUUAGCUUUAAUAGGCAGUUUUAGUGUAUGCAUUGUGUGUAUGUUCAUGUGGCAAUACUGCUCAAUUCUUUAUUUAGGAGUUAAAUCACUUUUGUUUAUGUUUAUGCAGUCCUACCCACACCUCCCCUGGCUAUGACUCUUACAGCCAAAAUUAAGAAAUUGUUUAAUUUUCAAUCAGUACAGUGUGUUUACUUUAUAAGUUUCUAUCUCCUGCUUUGGUAAUUGAACUUUUAUCACACACAGGAGACACAUGCAGUCUAUUUUACAGAGCAGGAGAUAAGAACUAUUAAAGGGCAGGGAAUUUGGCAGUUAGACUGCAGGGCCAUAAUUUAUGCAUCAAAACCACUCUAUUAAGCAGUUAUUCCAAUGUCCAUGACCAAUUGAAAGAGAUAUUUUCACUUUUGUGCCAGGGCUAGUUGCACCCGUGGCACACAUGACUCUGUUUCGGUGGCCUAAUGUCAAUUCUGUGCAAAUUUGACAUCUGUGCACAGUUUGUGCUGACGACAUAUGUAAUUACCUUCUUCACUUGAAGGCAGCCAUGUGACGGUGCUUUUAAAUGAAACCCUCUCUUCUUCCCUCCCUUAAGAUUACAUCAAAGUAAGCAAGUCCUCUCUUUGUGCCAUCCACCCUCCAUUCUACUUCACUUACAAGAGCUCCCCACAUUUAAUUUGUCCACAAACACCACUUGUUUGUCAGAGCAUGCACAAAACUGAAUCUUUAAAAGAUCACUCAGACUAGCUUGCUGAAGUGCAUUUUGGAUGAGGAUUAUCCCAUUGAAAAUGCAAUUUUAUUUUUAAUUUAUGAAACACCUGCUGUCCAACAACCAGUGAUGUUUGCUCCCUGUAGCUUCUCUGAACUCAAGUAUAGUGCACUUGCAUAUCUCCUUCUCAGACCAGUGUUCUUUCUGAAUGUUGUGUAUACAGUGUAUGUGUGCACAUGCAGAGAAAAUAGCCUCAGAAGCUUCUCAAUGAGAGCCAACUGACAGGUUAUUUACCUGUGAAAAGAUUGUUAGUCUUUUCCCAGGAUAAAGAGAAGGGCUUACGUUAGUUGCUGUUAAUGAGAACUGCAGCUUUUGCAAGCUCUUUUAAGGUGCAAUAAAUACAUGCAUGUGUUCAUUGGGAGUGUACCUACUAAAUAGUGAUUGCUUUUUCUCUCAAGUUUAAAUGUGGAGUGGUCUUUUAAGAUAACGUCUCUUUUAGUCAUCAUUCCCUCACUAAUAUUACCUUUAUUUGCUUGGAGAAUGUAUGAGAAUGCAGGUUGUAAAUAAAUAAAUAAAAAAACUAGAAAAUUUGCCUAAAUGUGCUUUGAUACAAGCACAAUACACAUAAUUUUAAUGGGUCAUGCAAAAGCUGGGGAUUUUGCAAAGACUUGUAUUGUAUAACUUUCUGUAACUUUUUGAAGUAGCCGAUUAAUUUAUUCUACACUGUUAAGUGACCAUUCCUAAUGCAAUGUUGUUUCAUUUCAGGAGAAGAAAGCGAGACGAAGACAGACAUGAUAUUAAUAAAAUGAAAGGAUUCACCCUACUGUCAGAGGGGAUUGAUGAGAUGGUUGGCAUAAUUUAUAAACCAAAAACUAAGGAGACCAGAGAAACCUAUGAAGUGCUUCUUAGCUUUAUCCAAGCAGCCCUGGGCGAUCAGGUAAACUAUAUCACAGGAUUGGCUUUAAUAUGUUGGCUCCUGUAAAGUGAGUGUUGUGAGAUAUCAUUUUUAUACCUUAUUCCCUUACUUACAGAGACAGGAGAUGAUAUGAUUUAGUGUCAGGUUAUUCAAACCUUUUAAAUUUAAGUGGAUAGAGGCUGUUGUGUUCAAAUAUAUAACUGUAGCCAAAAAAAAUAUAUUUAAUAGUUGUGCUUAACUUCUCGUGCAGUCUAGCACAUUAAAAGAAUACAUCUGCUAACAUAAUUUUCAGCAUCAGGAAAUAUAGUUCACAAAUACUUACAGUGCCAGGGUCAGACUAGAGGAAAUGUGAGUACUCUGUAGUUACAGCACAGAGCUUAUUAAAAAAAUUAGAUAUUAAAAAAAAGUGUAUACUGUAUGCCAAAGUAGGUACGUUUAUAAAACAUUCCAACCUAUUUAGAUUAUGGAUGGUUUUUCUCUGAUAUGGUAUUUUGACCAGAAUUUUGGAACUCUGUAGUUAUUUCAACCCAUUGAGGAAUUAAUUCUUCUGAGGUUUACUUAAUUGUACUGAUUUUUGUUUUUUACCAGCCACGAGACAUCCUUUGUGGAGCUGCUGAUGAGGUUCUUGCUGUGUUAAAGAAUGAUAAACUAAGAGACAAGGAGAGGAGGAGGGAGGUGGAUCAGCUUUUGGGGCAGACAGACGACACUAGGUACCAUGUGCUUGUGAACUUGGGCAAAAAGAUUACAGACUACGGUGGAGAUAAGGAAAUUCAGAAUAUGGGUGGGUAUAAUACAUCAUGUGUAAAUAUUUUCAUUCUGUAGUAUGACUGUGACAGCCACUUUAACUGCUCUUUUCCUUCUGGUUGUUAUCAUGACUUCAAAAUGCAUAUUACAUCUUUUCUUAAAAAAUAAAUCUAUUCAUACUGUGCACUUUUCAGACAUCUGAACCAUAUCUCUCUUCACGUACCGCAAAGCGUGUUGUUCAGAAAUCCCUUUCCAGCUUUAUCUACAUUUAUUGUCUUAUCAAUAAUUCUCACCAACCAUUUCUAUUUAUUUCGACAACUCGUUCUUAGUGAUGUCCCGAACGGUUCGCCGCGGACUCAUCAUUGAGUAAACUUUGACCCUGUACCUCACAGUCAGCAGAAACAUUCCAGCCAAUCAGCAGCAAACCCUCCUACCUCCUGGACAGCAUCCAUUGUGAAGCUGCAUUCUUAGUGAGCUGUCCAGGAGGUGGGAUGGUCUGCUGCUGAUUGGCUGGAAUGUGUCUGCUGACUGUGAGGUACAGGGUCAAAGUUUACUCAAUGAUGAGUCCGCAGCGAACAGUUCGGGACAUCACUACUCGUCCACUUCACCUAUUUGUUGUCUUAUUUAUACUUCAAGACUCAUGUUGGUGCUGUACCUUUCUGUUACUAUUCUUUCUGACCUCUAUUAAACAAAUUCUGUAUUCAAAUGGUAAUUGUAGAUGUCAACUCUUUUUUGCAGAUGACAACAUAGAUGAGACAUAUGGAGUAAACGUGCAGUUUGAAUCGGAUGAAGAGGUGAGUUGAGAAUAGUGUACAUUGAAAAUAAAUAUAAAGCAGUGGCUCUUCUUUGUCUUGGGUUUAUUCAUGGUCUAGUUGGGAGGCUUUGUGCUUAGGCAAAUAGCAUGCUUGCUUUGGACAUUCCUUUUGUGUUACUGUAUGUGUCCUGUCAACUUCGCAUGGGCUGUAGCUGAUGGAUAUCAACUUUUUUUUAUUUUAUUUUUAUUCUAACAAUUCUAUUCUUUUCUAAUUAUUACAACUAUUUUUGAGCCAGAGAUUUAUUGCACCUAGGUAUUUUUUUUUUUUUUUUUUAAUGUUUUCAGGAACACGCUAAACAAAGUAAUUCAAUUAUAGGUUUCUGUUGUAUUUUAGUUUAAUGUGCAUCCUCUUUUUUUCUUUUUUUAAAAGAACAUUAAAGUUGCUUUAAAACUUGUGAUCCAUCAUCCAGACAUUCUUCUCACUGUAGCCCAAUUCUUUUCUAGUGAAGCUAAAAAUUCAGAUAGCUUCUGUCGUACCAGAUGGUUCCCAAAAAGAAGCACUGAGAGCACAUGCAUAGCAAUUCAGCAAUUGCUGAGAUCAUUAGUAAGAGUGGAAAUUAAAAAUAUAUAUAUUUUUUUUAGGCAGUCACGUUUUUUUGUUAUAAAUUGCAAUGGUGCAGGGAGAGCAUCUAUAUCCCAAAAUCACUUCAUGAUGGUGAAGUAAUAUUUUCGUGCAUAGAUGUCACUUUACAAUCCAGAAGUAGGAUAUUAAGUAGCGUUGGAUUCUAAUAUUUCUGAAUUCCUGUAAUAAACUAUACCCUGUGCAUAAGGAUUUUUAGGAGAUUUGAUGUUACACUGUAGAUUAAUUUAAGUGCAUUCAUUUUAUAUGCACUAUAGCUGGGUGUAUGCUGCUGGAAGAUGGUUCCACCAUAAACUUGUUUUUGAAACUGUAGGUUGGUGAUGAAGAUGUGUAUGGUGAGGUGCGAGAUGAAGCCUCAGAUGAUGACAUGGAAGGAGAUGAAGCUGUGGUGCGCGGCACAUUGUCAGCCAAUGUAAGUAAACAUUCAAUCUGUGCAUUGUUUGUACAUAUUCUUUGAUAUUUUUUUCUUCCUUUUGUGACGUGCAUUUUUGUGUUACAAUGUUAAAUGUGAAGAUCUGCUCAACUUCUUGUUAAUCUUUUAGCUUGUGACAUCUGGGGAGUUGAUGAGUUCUAAGAAGAAAGAUCUCCACCCCCGGGAUAUUGAUGCUUUCUGGUUGCAGAGGCAGCUAAGCAGAUUUUAUGAUGAUGCUAUUGUGUCUCAAAAGAAAGCAGAUGAAGUUCUGGAGAUAUUAAAGGUAUGUUCAUGUAACGAUGACUAUUACAACAUUCCAAACUGAAUUAGUAGACUUUAUCCUCUAGCUCAGGGGUUCCCAACCCAGUCCUCAAGUACCCCUAACAGUCCAGGAUUUAGGGAUUACCCAGUUGUGUCUAAAGUGUUUUGUUUCUAAAUACUUUAGAUACAACAGAGUAAUCCCAACUGGGUAAAACCACUGCUCUAAGCUGAUCGAUUGCCGUUUCCAUAAUUCUUUGGAAAUUGUAUUAACUAUAUUCCAUUAAUGCACCAUUCACAAGUUCAAAAUGCACAGACUUACUUUGAGAGCCCUAUGUAUGUUUAAGUGCAGAUAAAAAACAAACAAAAACUUUAUAUAUAUAUAUAUAUAUAUAUAUAUAUAUAUGUGUGUGUGUGUGUGUGUAUAUAUAACACCUUAUGUGGUGAACACAUUUAAUAAGAAAGGAUAGAAAUACCCUGUAAUUAUUCCAGAAAAAUAGGAGAAUCAUUACAGGGUAUUUCAAUCCUUUCUUAUUAAGUGUGUUCACCACAUAAGGUUAUACACUCGUGUGUGUGUGUAUGUAUAUGUGCGCUUGCUUUCCUCUUUGUUUGGCUUUAUGUAUUUUUGUGAAAAUUAGUGAUUGUUUUCAUGGUGGUAUUUAGCAGCAUUAAUUUAUACGUUUGAAGCGCCUCUUUUACUAUGCAUUUGUUUUUAUUACUAUUUGUGCUUGUUGGAGUAACUGCUGUAUCAUAUAAUAUAAUGCAACAUAAUAAAACGAUGUAAUUCUUCAGUGAUUUUUUUUUUUUUAUUUUUUUUUUCUCCUCUCUCUCUUUUUCAGACUGCAGGUGAUGACCGUGAAUGUGAAAACCAGUUGGUUCUGUUACUUGGUUUCAACACCUUUGAUUUCAUUAAAAUUCUUCGUCAACAUCGUAUGAUGAGUAAGUCUCCUUUUAAUCCAGACUUUGCAUAACUUGUAUUAAUAAUUGAUGUCUUGCUCCUACACUCUCAUAGACUUUAUGGUCAAUGUUGAUGAAUAUGUGAUGUACCUCUGAUGGAGGAGGAAGUAUGGAGUGAUUUAACUUCUAAAUUGCAGGCAAUUGAGCAGUGAGGUAGCAGGGGCAUAAUCUAUACACCAAAUCUACUACAUUAAGCUACAGUUGUUUUGGUGGCUAUAGUGUCCCUUUAAUGAUAUUGUGCUGUAGCAACAAACUGGUCACAUGUUCUUGAACUUAUUAGACAUAUUUGAGUUAAUACUUGUGUUUCUGUAUGUGUUUUCCAGUCCUGUACUGUACCCUUCUGGCCAGUGCGCAGAGUGAAGCUGAAAAGGAAAGGAUAAUGAGUAAAAUGGAUUCUGAUCCUGAGCUCUCAAAGUACCUGUAUCAGUUGCAAGAGACUGAAAAGGAGGAUUUGAUUAGGGUAAGUGGUGCUAUUAAGGAAGCCGUUUUAAUAUAUUAAAUGGUUGUGUCUCUCUAUAACAUAAUUUUCUCUAUUCCUAGGAGGAACGCACACGUAGGGAAAGAGUAAGACAAUCUCGCGUUGACACAGAUUUGGAGAGCAUGGAGCUUGAGCAAGGAGAGGUGUGUACAGGCGGAAUCAUCACUACAAAUGGUUUUUCUUUUAAUCUUUCACACGCUACUGGAUUAUAAAGUAUUGGCCAUCACCUGGACAGUUAAGGGGCUUAUAUGUUUUUAUGUUUCCCUCUGCUGUGUAGGGUAAUUAUUUCAAACUAGAAUUUGUCAAGUCUUUAUUUUUUUAAAUUUUUUUUAAAUUUUUAUUCUGUAUAGUUUGCUGCUCUGUCACUAGAGUUUGCCAACAGAGUUGAGCACUAUUUGUGCAAUUUUAUUUGCUAAGCUGAAAAUUGACAAAAUGGCAAAUCUGAAAAAUUGGCUAGCUUAGAUAAUUUUAAACAGUUUGAUAUUUUGUUUGAGGUUUCAGUUAAUUUUCUGUGCCUUUCUUCUUCUUUUUUUUCUGCAGUCUUUCACUCCUCGCCAAGUUCUUGACCUGGAGGAUUUGGUAUUUGCUCAGGGCAGUCAUUUUAUGGCCAACAAACGUUGCCAACUCCCUGAUGGUUCAUUCAGACGUCAGAGAAAGGGUUAUGAGGAGGUACACGUGCCUGCCCUAAAACCUAAACCUUUUGGUACAGAUGAGGUGGGUCAAAUUAAUUUAUUGUCAUGCCUGGUCUCUUAUUCUCAGAUGUUACAUGUGAAAUCUUUUUCUCUUAUUUCCAGCAACUAGUGGCAGUGGAGAAGUUGCCAAAAUAUGCCCAGGCUGGAUUUGAAGGAUUCAAAACACUGAACAGAAUCCAAAGCAAACUCCACAAAGCUGCUCUGGAAACAGAUGAAAACCUGCUGCUGUGCGCCCCCACUGUAAGUUCAGGGCAGUUAUGUGAUUUGAAUGUAUUCAUUUGUCAUUUAGCUCAGUCCUAUUAAGGCAUUUGUAUUUUUAACAGACAUGAUCUAUACUUUAUUUUGGCACAUUUAUCAAGGUUUUCAAUUUUCUACCAGACACAAAAUCAGUAAAUAUUUUCUAUAAAACUGUUAGCUUUAUAGAAUAGGGUUUUUAUAAAUUAGUCCUUUUCAUAUUUUUCGCUGUAUCUAAUGUAUUCAUCUGCCUGUUUUUCCAGGGAGCUGGUAAAACCAAUGUGGCUCUAAUGUGCAUGCUCCGGGAAAUUGGAAAACACAUCAACGUGGAUGGCACCAUCAAUGUAGACAACUUUAAAAUUAUUUACAUUGCUCCCAUGAGAUCCUUGGUACAGGAAAUGGUGGGAAACUUCAGCAAGGUAAACUAACUAGUUAUACCUUCUCAUUGCAUGGAAUAUCUGUAGUGUUUGCAUUUGUGUAUUCACUCUUUCAUGUCUUUCUAUCGUCAGAGGUUGGCUACAUAUGGUAUCAAUGUGGCCGAGUUAACUGGUGAUCACCAGUUGUGCAAAGAAGAGAUCAAUGCUACGCAGAUCAUAGUCUGCACUCCAGAGAAGUGGGAUAUCAUCACCCGUAAAGGAGGGGAGAGGACUUACACUCAGCUUGUUCGUCUCAUCAUUCUGGUGGGUUUUAUAUACAUAUAAAUGGCUAUUGCUAGUGUAGGAAAUCUCCAGGCACUACUGCAAACUGUAGUGGUUAUGGUGGCAGGUAUGCGCUGGCAUCCUCCUAGAUUACACAUUCGCACUUUGUAAACUGUUUGACAACUUUCCUGUUGUCUGCUGGGUGCCUAUCUCAGAUUUCUGUCGAACUGAGUGCUGGAUCAUUGGCUUGGAGUGAUCAGCUGGGGCUGUCAGCCAAAGAGCGGACCCUUCAUUGCUGCAGUGCAGAUAACUUCCAGCUGAGACCCCAGGUAAGUCUUCAAACAAUUUGCAAACAGGGUGACUAUUUAUCCUGGCAGGGCUCCAUGUUCUUGGAGUGUUUCUUUGAAGGACAACUGGUAUCAAAUUUUCACUUCUAUUUUUUUUUUUUUUUUCUUCAAAGUUUGGUAUUUAAUGGAACAUCCUGAUUUUUUUUUAAAGGUGUGUGUGUGUGUAUGUGUGUGUAUAUAUAUAUAUAUAUAUAUAUAUAUAUAUAUAUAUUAAAAAAUGUAUUCCAUUUUAUUUCUGAAACUAUGUCCUUAAGGGGUUAAAAGAUAACUUCCAUUAAAAAAAAUUUAUGAUGUCUUAGUACGUGCUAUCUGUAUACCUCCAUGUUACAAAACAUGUAGGUAUAACAGGCAGAAAGAUUGUCUGAACAAUGCAGAUUUAUCAAGCUGAAAAUAAUAGAGAAGGAAUAUCAAAGAAAAACCGUGGUGCAAGGAAAGGUGAGAGGGGAAUGUGCAGGGAAUCCAGAAAAGGAAGAGAAGCACAACUGAGUAAGAUUGAAAAUAAGUAGUAGAAUUCAGACCAGCAUAUCUAAUGGAAUCUGAGUAAUACAAUACUGAACAUGUUGGCUUGCACAUAUGAAUAACUACAGCUGAAGAGAGGACAUCUGAGAAAAGGAGUAGGAAACCGUGAAGAGUGAGAAAAGAAUGGUGGAAAGUAGUAGGAGUAGUAUGAUGAGAAAGAAAUCAAAAAAGAGACUGAACAGGAGGACGGGUAUAGGGACAAAGAAUGUCCGGACAUAUCAAAUGCCAACAAGUACACCAUAUAAUGUGUGUCAGGAAAGAAUGUCAAGGAAGACACAGGGUACCUCUAGGACCCUUCACAUGAACAAAAUACAGAGCUCCAUCUGCAUUAAAACUAAGGCAGAGAUAAGGUACUGAGCACAUAGUCCAGCGGGUUUCCACACCCCAGGGCAACGUGGGUGACCACAGAUGCCUCCCCUCAAAUAUCUCAGCAAGAUUUGUAAACGUAUUUCUCAAAGUCAGGGCUUGUUUAACAAUGUGACCCAAAGCCUCCAAAUAUUGAGGUAGUUUUUAGAUUUUUAGGUUUCCUCUGUAGAUUAAAUUUUUGUCCAUUCUAGCAAUCCAUUGUUGGAGGGAAUUUCGUAUUUGAGGAAUUCGAGCUAAGUAAAUGAAACAUUAGUGAGUGUACGACUUACUUGAUGGAAAGUUGUGGUGGAAGAGAAGUUGCUCUAGGGACAAAGGGUCAGAGAUACAUGUAACAGAAAAAAAAUGUUUCUAGAAGGAAAUUAUUUUCUGCCAAGUCCACCAAAUAUGCCCAUGAGUGGCUCCAUCAUUAUUGUAUCCCCAACAGAAUGUUAGUAGGGCUAUUUGGUAGCAUUGUGUUAAAAAAAUAAAUAAAUAAAAAAUCUUUCAAUCUUGGUCAGUUCAGUGUAUGUCCAAUACUUUUGGGUAGUAAUAGUUCUUUUCUAAUCUCAAUCUAAUGUUACACAGGAUGAGGUUCACUUGCUGCAUGAUGACAGAGGCCCUGUUUUGGAGUCACUAGUUGCGCGUGCCAUCAGAAAUAUUGAGAUGACCCAAGAAGAUGUGAGAUUGGUCGGUCUCAGUGCCACACUGCCUAACUAUGAGGAUGUGGCAACUUUUCUUCGUGUGGAUCCUGCCAAGGGACUGUUCUAUUUUGAUAACAGGUAUUUUCAGCCACGUGAACAAAUUUAUAGCACUAAAGUAAUGUGUAUUUUUACAUUUUCACAAGAAAUAAACCAAUUCCAAACGUAGCAAUUUUCAGAACUUUCUCGAAUAUACUGUACAUAAGUUCAUAUCUUGCCCAUUGUAAGUUCUCUUCUCCCCUCAUGUGAAAAUCAGCUUGAAUUCUUUUUUUCUUCCUAACUCUAGUUUCCGCCCAGUGCCUCUGGAACAAACAUAUGUUGGGAUCACAGAAAAAAAAGCCAUCAAACGUUUUCAGAUCAUGAAUGAGAUUGUAUAUGAGAAAAUCAUGGAACAUGCUGGAAAAAAUCAGGUUUGAAUGUUAAUGAAUAUAUUUUUUUGGAUGCAAGAGAUUGUCAUAACUAAAAUAUUUACUAUGACCAGCUGUUAUGUGCUCACUGGUGUAUAUAAUUGCCCUUGAUUAUUGCAAACUCGGGUGACAUUCUCUUAAUGUCUUUGCUAUACUGUCUAGGUGCUUGUAUUUGUUCACUCCAGGAAGGAAACUGGCAAGACAUCCCGAGCUAUCAGAGACAUGUGUCUAGAGAAAGACACAUUGGGAUUAUUCUUGCGAGAAGGUUCUGCUUCCACUGAAGUCCUGCGUACAGAGGCAGAGCAGUGCAAGGUAAGACGUUUAUCCAUAGUUACAAUCUGUAGAGUCAUUGUCUUGCAUAUGUCCCUACUUUUAUUUAACAAAACAAUUUUUUUGUGUUAGAAUUUGGAACUGAAGGAUCUUCUGCCAUACGGAUUUGCUAUUCACCAUGCUGGUAUGAGUCGCGUGGACAGAACUCUGGUGGAGGAUCUUUUUGCUGACAAACACAUUCAGGUGAGAACAGUGCUAGUUUAAUUUUUUUUUUUUAUAUAUAUAUAAAAUAGCUAUAGUUGCAAACAUUUCCAGCAGGUUAGCUUUGCAAGGCAUUGAUUGGUUAGUGUGCGAUGUUCACACUAGUUUUUUGUUUUCUUAUGGGAGCCUUUUGAUUUUUAUUUAUUUUUCCUGAUGAUUGUAAUACUGAGGUUUUCUGUAGAUGCCUUUUUAGAUAUCUUGACCUUUUUUCUGAAGUAUAUCCUUUCAUGCAAUAGUCUUGUUCUCUCCAAUUAUAGAGCAUUGAUGAGUAGUGAUGUCCCGAACUGUUUGCCACGGUUCGUGUGGACUCGAGUCAGCUGACACAUUCCAGCCAAUCAGCAGCAGACCCUCCCUCCCACAUCCUGGACAGCUCACUAAGAAUGCAGCUUCAAAAUGUAUGCUGUCCAGGAGGUGGGAGGGUCUGCUGCUGAUUGGCUGGAAUGUGUCAGCUGACUGGAGUCCGCGGCGAACCGUUCGUGGCGAACCGUUCGGGACAUCACUAUUGAUGAUUUUUAUAUUCAACAUGUCCUGGAAGUAUCUACCAUUUUUGGUAUGCUUAUAAUGGACAAACUGUCCUUCUACACAAUGAAAGAGGUAAAGCCCCUCUAAAGGGAUUUUUAAAAAAAUGGGAGAAUCAAUAGUCUAAUUAUAAGCCAUAUCAAAAUCGUGAAUACAUCUGUGCUUAAAUAAUGAACAAACUAAGAAUAAACACAAAGCCCUACACAAAAAUACUUUGUAUAUAUAUUCUACCUAGUGGUAAGGGAAAGUAUUAAAAAGAAGUGCCACUUUAACUGAGACAAUGCUAUUAUAAUUGGGAAAGAUUCCUUUUAUUAGAUGCUUGGAUAGGUACAUAGUAGCUUAUCGCCUAAAUGAACACCAUAUCCCAGAGAACAUCAACUGGAUACUUAUAAAGUGGAAAGGAGCAAAAUAUGUCCAGUGUAAUACAGGGAUCUAGAGGAUAAUUCUUUGCUGUAUAUAUAGGACCCUAAGCAUCUUUUAGACACAACUGAGACAAAGUUUCCACUAGUACAAAGUUUACAGUAAGUAACAACCCCAUUAAUACUUUAACUAAAUGGGGGAACAGAGAUAGUCAUGAGAGAUCUGUCCUGAUAAAAAUAAUACUAUAUGAGUGCAAAAAAUAUGCACUAGAGGAGCUCCAUAUGUACUCCCUAAAAAAGGGGGAAAAGAGGCUAUGAUGGGGGAAUCUCAGAGAAAUGUAUGUUACCACUCUAGAUGAUAACCAUAAUAGCCUGAUAACAAAUACUCCCAAGUGUACGGUACCAAAAGUCCAAAGAUCCCCUUCUCUAAUAGCUCAGGACAGAAGUCCCUACAACCAAACUAAAGCUCCAUGUAAAUCUCCCAAAUAGACUGUCCCUGAUAAAGAUAAGUAUUAGGGAUCGACCGAUUAUCGGUCUGGCCAAUAUUUUCAGCCGAUGUUCAGAAUUUUCAGCAAUAUCGGUAUCUGCAUAUGAAGAUACCAAUAUUGCUGAUAGUGCAGACAGUGCAAUGGGUGCGGAGCUUAGCAUGUGGUUGGGCGGCGCUAAGCGGGCGGCAGGGCUAAAUGUGGCCCGAACUGGUAAGUGUGGGGUAAGCUAGGAGUCCAUACUCCCCAUCCGCCCCAGCGCCCUUACAAGGCCAUCCGCCCCAGCGCCCUUACAAGGCCAUCCGCCCCAGCGCCCUUACAAGGCCAUCCGCCCCAGCGCCCUUACAAGGCCAUCCGCCCCAGCGCCCUUACAAGGCCAUCCGCCCCAGCGCCCUUACAAGGCCAUCCGCCCCAGCGCCCUUACAAGGCCAUCCGCCCCAGCGCCCUUACAAGGCCAUCCGCCCCAGCGCCCUUAUUUAUUUUUCCUGCUGAGUGUAAUACUGAGGUUUUCUGUAGAUGUCUUUUGGAGUAUAUUUAACCUUUUUUUGUGAAGUACAUCCUUUCAUGUAGUAGUCUCUGCAAUUAUAUAGCAUCUUUUUUUUUUUUUUUAUUCAACAUGUCCUGGAAGUAUAGCUACCAUUUUUGAUAUGCUUGUAAUAUUGGGCAAACCGUCCUUCUACUUUGAUCCAAUUGAUUUUUUUGUUUUUUUAUAAGAAGAGGUAUUUGCAUACUACUCUUGUACCAUCAGGGGUUAUUACAGUCAUGUGCUUAAAGGAAAAGGAAAUGUAUUUAUAGAACAAAGGGUUUGAUGUUAAUGUUUAUGUGUAUUUGAUUGCAGGUUCUUGUUUCAACUGCAACACUGGCCUGGGGUGUGAAUCUUCCAGCUCACACUGUCAUUAUUAAAGGGACACAGGUUUACAGCCCAGAAAAGGGACGCUGGACAGAACUUGGAGCUCUUGAUAUCUUGCAGGUCUGUUGGAAUGAUGUAGUGUUUCAUGUUUUGAAUGUCAAAUAUAAACAAGAUUAUCUGAAACUGGGGGAAAUUUUUUUGUUUUUUUUCAGUAGAUCAAGAACGCUAUAUGAUCAGUGCACUCCUUAUGCACAACGGAAAUAUACUUCCCACUUAAGCAUCUCUGUAACACAUGUAUAAAAAGGCUUUCCACUGACACAGAACCACAAUAUUCUUUGAAUUCAGGGACUCCUUUCGAAUUUAGGAAUCCUAAGGUGUUUAUUCACUAAACGUUGAAUUGCCGCAAAUUGAAAACCAAAUCUGGGCAGAAAUAGCCUAGCUGUGUGACUACCUGAUUGAUAGAAUCUUCCAAACUGACUAUUGUGUAACCAUUGUCCAUCAAUUUUAUGUUCUCUAUAAAUUUGAGUUUAGUGAACAAACACUUUUGAGUGUUUUGUGUUAUUAAAUGGGAAGUGUCUUUUAAGGAUCGUGCUCAGAAGUGAUUUACAUUUUUUAAAAAUAUUUUCUUGUGCAUAAUAGGCUAUCCUUAAGGUUUAUACACAUUCCUUGUUAUCUGGUAUGUUCAUGCUUAAUACUUUUUGUUACAGAUGCUUGGUAGAGCUGGGCGUCCUCAGUAUGACACAAAGGGUGAGGGAAUCCUCAUUACAUCACAUGGGGAGUUACAGUAUUACCUGUCCCUCCUAAAUCAGCAGCUACCAAUUGAGAGCCAGGUGGUGGCAAAGCUUCCAGACAUGCUGAAUGCUGAGGUGGUACUGGGAAAUGUUCAGAAUGCAAAGGUAUCUUAACAGGUUUCUAUUUAAUCUUAUAUUAGAGAGAAUGUGCAGCAAAGGAAGAGCACUUUGGUUUAUAUUGCAGACUCUUAUUAAAGGAACACUUUAAUUCAUGUCUGCCCUUCUACAAUUUAAAAACAAAAUGCAAUAAAGUCUGUUAAAAUGUUGUGGUUUUGUUGCUUUGUGUCCCCUAAGAUCAGGAAUGUAACCAAUGUAUUCAUCCCUUGCAUAUCUUCAUCAAACCUUGUAUAUAUUAACCUUCUCUGACUUACCUACUAUACAUCGGAUAGUAUAGGAUACUUGAGAAAUUAAUAAGUUGUUCUCUUAUAAGAAGGCCCCUAAGACAUCCUGUUCUUGUGUUUGUCUGCAGGAUGCUGUGAACUGGUUGGGUUAUACCUAUCUAUACAUCCGCAUGUUGCGAUCUCCCAACCUGUAUGGUAUCUCCCAUGAUGAUCUCAAAUUAGACCCUUUAUUGGAGCAGAGGCGCCUGGAUCUUAUUCACACAGCAGCCCUUUUACUGGACAAGAACAACCUGAUGAAAUAUGACAAGAAGACUGGAAACUUUCAGGUAAGGUGAAAGUGGAGCCAUUAUCUUCUUGUAAUGUUUGAUCUUGGUCCAAGAAAUGUUUUAUUAAAGGGACACUAUAGUCACCAAAACCACUUUAACUUAAUGAAGCAGUUUUGGUGUAUAGAUCAUGCCCCGGCAGUCUCACUGCUCAAUUCUCUGCCAUUUAGAAGUUAAAUCACUUUUUCUAUGAUUACUAGUCACAUCUCCCUGCAUGUGACUUGCACAUCCUUCCUAAAUACUUAUUGUAAAGAGUCAUCUAAUGUUUAUCCUUUCUUUAUUGCAAGUUCUAUUUAAUUUAGAUUUAUUGUAAAGAGUCAUCUAAUGUUUAUCCUUUCUUUAUUGCAAGUUCUAUUUAAUUUAGAUUUUCUUAUCCCCUGCUAUGUUAAUAGCUUGCUAGACCCUGCAAGAGCCUCCUGUAUGUGAUUAAAGUUCAAUUUACAGAGCAAGAGAUAAAAUUGUUUAAGAUAAAUUACAUCUGAUUAAAAGUGAAAUAAUUUAUUUAUUUAUUGUGUGCAGGUUGUCAGUUAGAGCCAGGGAGGUGUGGCAAGGGCUGCAUAAACAGAAACAAAGUGAUUUAACUCAUAAAUGGCAGAGACUUGAGCAGUGAAACCUGAGAGGCAUGAUCUAUACGCUAAAACUGCUUCAGUAAGCUAAAGUUGUUUAGGUGACUAUAGUGUUCCUUUAAGAUAUUUUUUCCCACUCCACAUUCCUAGGUGACAGAGUUGGGUCGUAUUGCCAGUCAUUACUACAUCACCAACGAGUCUGUUCAGACAUACAAUCAACUUUUGAAGCCGACACUCAGUGAGAUUGAACUGUUUCGAGUAUUCUCUCUCUCCUCAGAGUUUAAGAAUAUCACUGUCAGAGAGGUGAGUCAAGAUAUUUAGGGAUCCAAAAUUUUAGACUUGGUAAACUACCAGACUUUAAUCUGCAUGUAAUGUUACUUGAUAAUUUCUCUGUAAAAUAAGUCAGCUGCUUUUUGUAAGUUAUAAUUUCGUCUAGAUACUUUCAUAGCUUUCUAGCCACUGUCCUUCUACAUGAGCGAUCUAUAAUGUCACUAAGCUUAAUCUCCAUCAGCUUGUUCAUACUAUGAUACAAAUGUGUUUAGGUAAUUUAUCUACUGAAGUCCAUAACAUUUAGGAUAUGUUCUUAUGUGAUAGGUGUAGCAUUUAGUUAUAACCUGUUAACAAAUUGUGGUGACUUGAGUUACGUGCUUAUGUUUGAACAGCAAGAAUGUUGCUAGUGUUCUGACCUGAUUAGUUGUUGCAAACCCAUUGUUGUAGGGCUUUUUGUAUUACAAUCCUGAUUGUUGUUUAUCUCCCAGGAAGAGAAACUAGAACUACAGAAGCUUUUAGAGAGAGUACCAAUCCCUGUGAAGGAGAGUAUUGAGGAACCAAGUGCUAAGGUAAUGAUCCUGAGAUGAAAUAAACAUGGUAACUUCAGUAUUCCUUGCACCACUAUUUUUGUGACUUCUGUCCUUAUCCCUUUGUGCAGAUCAAUGUCCUGCUCCAAGCCUUUAUCUCCCAGCUGAAACUUGAAGGUUUUGCCUUGAUGGCCGAUAUGGUGUAUGUCACACAGGUAUUGUAGGAUUGUUGUUGUUGUUUAUAAAAUAGAAAAGCAGAGUCUUGAAAUCUGUGCCUUGUAUUAAACAUUUAAAACCGUUUUAAACCGAGUUUUACAUUUAGACACUUGCAUCUGCUUAUUUCAUUGCAGUCUGCAGGACGUCUCAUGCGAGCAAUAUUUGAAAUUGUACUGAACAGAGGAUGGGCCCAGCUUACAGACAAGACUUUAAAUCUUUGCAAAAUGAUUGACAAGAGAAUGUAAGUACCUGUACCUUACCUUUUUGUUGUGUCUUUUACCGACUCCAUGAAAAAUUAUUAUUUUGUUUACCUCUCAUUACAGGUGGCAGUCUAUGUGUCCUUUGCGACAGUUCAGAAAACUGCCAGAGGAAGUGGUAAAGAAGAUCGAGAAGAAGAACUUUCCUUUUGAGCGCUUGUAUGAUUUGAAUCACAAUGAGAUAGGUAAAUAGGAUAUCAAACUGGAAUCUUGUUAUCCUGUCAAGGCAUUUCUCUUCCAUCUGACUCUUAGCCCUUUUUUACAUAGUAUUUUAUUUCAGCAACUCUUCUUUGAAUUCCCACAGGUCUUUUGCUUCCCACUCUUUUUUACAUAUAUUAGCUAUUUCACUUAAUAGGUUUCUUUAAUCUUGUUUUCAAGUUUAACUUUUUUGUGACUAUACCACUUUUUCCUUGCUCAUUUUAUUUUAAUCCACAAGAUUUGUAUGUUUCUAACGAUGGACAAAGGCCAAAUUGUGUUGCCAAAACCUAUUCCUAUUGUCUGCAUUUAGAAGAUUUAAAACGUGUGCAGCCCCUUGUUUCUGUGAAUUGAUUGUGUGCUUCAAAAUAAUCAUUUAACGUUCAUUGUUCUGGAAUUUCUUUUUCUAAUACCUCAUCCACUUUUUAAAGGCGAACUUAUCCGAAUGCCAAAAAUGGGAAAGACUAUCCAUAAGUAUGUCCAUUUGUUUCCCAAGUUGGACCUGUCUGUGCACUUACAGCCCAUCACCCGCUCCACACUCAAGGUGGAGCUCACCAUUACACCAGACUUCCAGUGGGAUGAGAAGGUAAGAACCUAUGUGAUAAUACAUACUAACGCAUGUGUGUGUGUGGUUUUAUAUAUCUAUAUAUAUAUAUAUAUAUAUAUAUAUAUAUAUAUAUAUGUGUGUGUGUUCAUAUUAUAUGAAUACAGAAAAAAGAUUGCACUCACUGGUCUUCAACAACUCAAUUUUUUUUGUGAAGAUCUUGAAAAAGACCAAAAUGGGGUCAAACGUUGAUAUUUUUGUAAACACAGCAUUUAUGGAAUUUAUUUUGAAACACUAAAAAAUUUAGUUGUUGAAGAUCUGUGAGUGCAGUCUUUUUUUUUUUUUCAUGUAUUCUAUUACUAAUGUGGAUUUGCACCCAGGCGAAUAUUGAUGGUAUAUAUUGGUAAAGGUGGAGUGACGAGCGAUUUGUGGAGGUGUGUGUGUGUGUGUGUUUUAUAAUAUAUAUAUAUAUAUAUAUAUAUAUAUAUAUAUAUAUAUCUCAGUGCAAGCCCCUUUUCCAUUAUUGUAUUAUUUUUGGCCGUGACUUUUUUGCCUUGAUUAGGUGUGUUUUUAAAAAAACAACAAAAAAAACAAUAUAAAAUCUGUGAGCUUUGAAGUUGCUGUUUAGUGGAUAAGUGAGUGGGCUGGAUAUUGUGUAAUAUAUAUAACUCAGUACAACUUCUGUGUGACACACUAAUGAUUUUUGUAUUCGUUUUUGCUGUAAACUCCACACCACAUCUAUAUCAACCCAUGUCCACCCAUAUAAUACAAGCUCUAUACCAUUGCAGGUUCAUGGUUCCUCAGAAGCUUUCUGGAUCUUGGUGGAAGACGUGGAUAGUGAAGUGAUCCUGCACCACGAGUAUUUUCUGCUGAAAGCAAAAUAUGCCCAAGAUGAGCAUCUUGUUACCUUCUUUGUGCCUGUCUUCGAGCCUCUUCCUCCACAAUACUUCAUUCGAGUUGUGUCUGAUCGGUGGCUAUGUAAGUGAUGAUCCUUGAGAGACUUUUAAUAUUUUAGCAGCGUGGAUAACACUUCUGAUUACACUGCUGCUGUCUGCUAUUGAGUGCAUUUAUUUAUUUUUUUGCCACGUUGUAUAACCAUAAAUCUUACCUGCUUUAAAAACCAUACUACAACCGGUCGGCUAAUGUUUGUUUUCUAAUUCUAUAAUUUUGUAAACAAAAGUACACCAUAAUUUCACAGAAUAGUUAUAUGUAACUAAAUAGUUAUACGCUGUGUCUUGGUCUAAACUUAUUCUGGUGUUUAAAGGAACACUAAAGGGUCAGGAACACAAACAUGUAUGACUGACCCUUUAGUGUUAAAACCACCAUUUAGGGGGCUUGCCCCCUCUCAACCCCUUAAAAGUAAUUAAAGCUCACCUUAUAGCCAGCACUGCGCGGGUCUGCUGGCCCUGCCCCCUUGACAUCAGAAAGGAAGAUUUUUAGCUAAUCCAAUGCUUUCCCAUACGGAAAGCAUUGGAUUGGCUAAAAUCGUCAAGGAGGCGGGAUGGGGCGGGGCCAAACGCCGUUUUGGCCAAUCAGCACUUCUUCAUAGAAAUGUAUUUAACCAAUGCCAUCUCUAUGAGGAAAAUUCACCGUCCCCACUGCCCCAGGAAACACCUCCAGUGGCCAUCUGAGGAGUGGUCACUUGGAGGUGUACAUAGGGCCAAUGUAAACACUGCCUUUUCUCUGAAAAGUCAGUGUUUGCAUGUAAAUGCCUGAAGGCAAUGAUUAUACUCACCAGAACAACUACAUUAAGCUGUAGUUGUUGUGGUGACUAUAGGGUCCCUUUAGUGUUUAUGUUCAAUUUUAGUCGUGUUUUUUCCCACUUGGUGUCAACAAAUUUCUUCUCAGUCUGCUGAAUGUUAAAAAAAAUAAAAAUAUAUAAAAUAGUUCUGAUAUAUUAAAUUCUGCAUUUCCUUUUUCCAGCAUGUGAGACACAACUGCCUGUAUCUUUCCGCCACUUAAUAUUGCCUGAGAAGUACCCUCCUCCUACUGAGCUUCUAGACCUGCAACCUUUGCCUGUGUCAGCCUUGAGAAAUAGCGCCUUUGAGAGCCUCUACCAGGACAAAUUUCCGUUCUUUAACCCUAUCCAGACUCAAGGUGAGAGAAACAUUACAUUAGUUUACAACUCAUCUGGAAUCUUCUAUGGUUAUGCUCACCCUGCUAGUACUAGUAAUCACGAUUUCCUUUUUGGUUUCGCCAUCUCUUUACAGUUUUCAACACAGUGUAUAAUAGUGAUGACAAUGUUUUUGUUGGCGCUCCCACUGGAAGUGGAAAGACCAUUUGUGCAGAGUUUGCCAUCCUAAGAAUGCUGCUACAGAAUUCUGAAGGACGCUGUGUGUAUAUAACCCCAAUGGAGGCCCUGGCAGAGCAAGUAUGUUCUAUAAAUGAAUGUCUACAGUUGGUGUCAUAUUCCUGUGCAUUUAUUAAAAAGGUUAUAGGAUCCUUUUAAAAUAGCAACAUAAAUCAAGAUCUUUCCCAGUUUUUGCAAUGUUACCUGUACUGCAUUUUUAUUAAUCUCAUGCUCAUGUAUUUUUUUUACCACUAGCCGUCUCUCCACUCUUUCAUAUUUACAGCCCUUGCCACACUUCACCAGAUCGUUAAUUCCUACUACUUCUUUUUCUUUGCACUAAAACAUUGGAUGAAAUACCCAUCUCUACUUACUUCCUCACCAGAAGUCUUAUUAAAAUGUAUUGCAUAUUGAAAUAAAAUCUGAGAAAAGAGAAAUCAAAUUAUUAAAAUAGUGCCCUCUUCAUGUAAUUUAUGAAAGUGCUAGAUCCAGGGGUGGACAACUCAUGAGGCCCCUGGGCAAUGGGAGAUCAUUGGGGCCCCCUUGUAACUACUAACUUGCAAGCUACAGAAAUAUACAUCAUGCCCACAUAACGCAAUGUGCACAUGUAAAUCCUUGUGUUACAAAAAAGGAUUGCAAGGUGGGGGGGAGGGGGACUGGCUUUAAUGGGGUAUAUGGGAUGCAGGAAGUGGACAAAGGCUGUGGCGUGGGGCUAUAUGAGAUGCAGUGGGUGGAGAAAGGCUGUAGUGCGCGAUAGGAAUAGUAUUGUGGGAUAGUGUAGUGUGGGUGGUUAGUGGCUGUAUAUGUGGGAGACAAGGACAGGGCCUCUAAUGGGAGAAUAGCGGUAGGUGCUGUAAUGGUGAUAUAGGGGAUUUGGUUUGGAAUGAAUGGCUGUAGUGGGGUAUAGGGGUUAUAAUUGGGGAUAGACACUAGGGUGGGGCCUGGGUGGUUAGGGGCUGUAGUGGGGAAAUAGUGUAGUGAAUGGUUUGAAUGCUGAGAUGUUUAUACAUAUACACUGCCACACAACGUACAGACACACCGUGACACAUCCGGAUACACAUAUAGAUCCACAGAUACACAUACCGCCACACAUGCAGAUACAGACAGACACACACAAUGACAGCCAUGUAGAUGCACAUACCCAUAAAUACACACAAUGAAACUCAGCAGAGCUAAACUUACACAUACAUGCACAGAUACAAAUAUAUAUACAUACAUGCGCACGCAAACACACUGGUAACAUAUUCAUACAUAUGACAUUUUUAGUUACCUGCUUCUAUAUCAUUUUUGUGCAGGAAUGUGGCUUCUCUAGGGUCCAGUGGCAUCUGGCUGAGUGUGAUUGGUGUCUGAUCCAGGCUCUCCAUUAUCUCUGGUCCUGGUUCUCAGUCUAUCUCUCUCCUCUUUUGUGCUCACCACUCUUCCCCGCAGCUCUUUCAAAUACUGGGAGGGAGUGACUUGUACACACUUCCUUCCAGCACCACAGCUUCAUGGAGGAUGAGGUCCUGUCGCACUGUUAAAAGCCAGAGUUGCCUGACCGGGCCACUGAUCAAGAGUGGCUCUGAGUGGAGGUGCCCCCUGAAUCAUUGUGUGUUGAACUAGAGGGGCCCGCAUAAAUUUGGGUAUGACGGUGCCACACGGAGUGGUUGGGUGGCGGGCCCUUUGACAAUGUCGGAAGUGGCUAACUGCUUAGUCCACCCCUGACUAGAUCAUAUAAAAGUUGGUAGCCUUCUUAUGAUAUAUGUGAAAGGGCUAGAUCGUUUAACAUUUUGAUGAGCUGUUGUACACCAAAGGAAUAGAUUGAAAUAGAAAACUAUAGCAUAAUCCUUUCACCUACAGCAUGAGGAGGUCAUCAGCUGUUGAACAAACUAGAGAAAGUAAUAUAAUUUGGCUAUAGUCUAAUUUUAUAAUUCCUCUUUUAUAUUGAUUCUGUUUUGUAUCGCCUUUUGUGUAUGUUCUGUGCAUUUCCAUGAAAUUCAGCUGUUGAUUCCACUCCUCCUCCUUUUAAAGUACAGUAGAUUGUGUUCUUUGUAAAAAGCCUCCUCCUUUCAACUCUUGUCAAUUUAGUCAUUAUUUAAUACUCACAUCUUUACUUUAGAACCUGCAAUCAUUACAGAUCUUACUUUAUAAAAGAAAAACAUUUCAACUUUCAAUGUGUAUUUAUUUUUUCUAUAUUUUUUUUUUUUUUUUGAGUUGUUCCAAGACUGAAGUACACACUUAAAUCUCCUACGCCCACUUUCCACCUAUCUAUCUCAUUAUCCCAUUACACUCUUUCUUUUUGUGCUUUCAUUUGCAAUAACUGCUUGCUGUUAGACAAGAGUUAUGAUUCAUUUAUGUAAAUAUAUGCUUAGAAUAAAUCAGAAAGCAUCAUGCCUCAUUAUGUUCAUCCUACUGGCAGAGAAUAACUUUUUGUUAAUAAAUAGCUAUUUAGCACACCCAUUAUGAGGAAUUCAUAUACACCUACAGUACAGCUCUGCAAAAUUUGUUGGCUGUGCUCUGAUGGACCCUGCAGAGGGACAGGGGCCAAAGGGUAAUGGGAUCGGCCGCCUCUCUCCCCCCCUUGUAUAGUAGGCCUCCAUCCUCCCAGGAGUUCAUAUAUGCGCUGCGAGUGUUGCAGUUAUCGUUUUUUUUUUAAUUUAAAUUUUUUUUUUUUUUAAUUUAAUUUUUUUUAAUUAAAAUCUUGUUUAAUCGUCGUUUUAGGCAGUUUUCCCCAGGAGCUCGACCAAAGUGAGUCAGUCUGGCUUGGCAUCUUGGCUCCGCUCCCCGCCUUUAAAAUUUCUAACCUCCCUUUAUCUACACAAUUUGUAGUUCUAAUGUUGGCAUACAUUCUAUAAAGUAAACUGAAACAAAAAGUCUGUAGACAUUACACUUAAUGUGUGUUUAUUCUGAAGGGUUUCAGGAAAAUUGGCAGUUUGUGUAGAAGUUGCAGAGUGUAUUGAUGUGUCCUGAUAAGAGCUUAACUCUGAUAUACAACCAUAUUUGUAACAUGGUUUAACUUAUCUACUUAAAUUUGAUAUCUUUAUUGCUUUCUAUUUUUCUUAAAUAGAGUGAAAAAAUAGAUUUGGCUAUUAUGAAAUAAGAUUUUUCUUUUCCAAUAUUAUUGUGUAGGUGUUCAUGGAUUGGUUUGAGAAGUUUCAGGACAGACUCUACAAGAAAGUGGUUUUGCUUACUGGUGAGACUAGCACAGACUUGAAACUGCUUGGGAAGGGGAACAUCAUCAUCAGUACACCAGAAAAAUGGGAUAUCCUUUCCCGCCGUUGGAAGCAGCGCAAGAAUGUUCAGAAUGUCAGCUUGUUCAUUGUUGAUGAGACUCACCUCAUAGGUGGGGCUAAUGGGGUGAGUACAUCUAGCAAAAUGUUGAGUUCCACCUGAUUUCUCAUCAUUUUCAUAAUAGUGCAUAUUAAUCACAUUGUUGGAUGUUUUAAAGUAUGGCCACUUGCUUGGGUUGACCAAAAGCCAAAGAACCAGAGAUUAAAUGGGUCUUCCUCCUCCAUCACUACUUACUUGCAAACUGUUGUUUUUUUAUAAAUAUGCACAUUUGUGAAUUGUCCUUUAUUGAUCUUUUUCAUCUUUUUGCUUUCCUGCAGCCUGUGUUAGAGGUAAUCUGUUCUCGAAUGCGAUACAUUUCCUCUCAGAUUGAGAGACCUAUCCGUAUUGUGGCUCUCAGCUCUUCCCUCUCCAAUGCUAAAGACGUGGCUCAUUGGCUGGGUUGCAGCGCCACAGCCACGUUUAAUUUCCAUCCGAAUGUAAGGCCAGUCCCGUUGGAGCUACACAUUCAGGUAGGUUGUCUGUACCAAAUUCAUUAUCAGAGACUAAAGACAUUUUAUUCAAAUUAUAUUUAUAAAGUACAAGGUCUCUGGCGAUAUUUUGUUUUGCCGUAAAACAAAUAUUAGAAUCGCUAUAUACUAUUCGUUACAUCGAACCUGUCCUGUAUGGUAAUGUUUAAGCUUCAAAUUCUAAAUCUACAUGAAACUAGUUACAAGUUCCCCCUCAAAUGGAUGUCUUGUUUGCCUAAGAGCCAUUAAAAAGUGCAAGUUCUAGUAGGGAUUGACCAUUUGGAUUCUUUGUGUGAAGCUAAACUGGUUAGGAGUGAGUACAGUUAACACUGGUAAUUGAUACAAAAUGGAAAAAGGAUCAGCGCUGUGUGAUAUAGUAAGGGGCUAGAAACAGGUAGAUAGCUGCAACCUAUAAGUAUGAGGUUCCCUCUAAAAUCCUCAAGAAAGAAAUGGCAAAAAACAGAAAUAAUAGGUCGCGCUUUAACAAAUAAAUAUAAUAUAUUAGCAUACACUAAAGAGCAUAAAGAAAAAUAAUUUUAUAAUGAGAUGAAUAAUAAAUAGUCCAAAUAAUUGGUGUACUUAAGAUAAAUUCCAAUGGAUAGAUGAAGAUCUCAGUCCUUAAUGUUCGUCUCUUACUGAAUUCGGCAAAGGAGUAGUGUAUUCAAUGAGAAACCGGUUCUUCUAAUACGAACGAAGUCUUGACUUGAUGGUAACCAUGAAAAAUAAAGAAAACAGGGAGAAUCCAAUAGUGUAGAUUGUCUGCAGAUAACUGAGAGUAUGAGGAAUAAUAGGGAGGUAACUGAGAGUAUGAGGAAUAAUAGGGAGGUAUAUAUAUAAUAUACUAGAGCAAGUAUAUGCUCAAAAAUAGGUGAGUGUAUUACCUCCCUAUUAUUCCUCAUACUCUCAGUUAUCUGCAGACAAUCUACACUAUUGGAUUCUCCCUGUUUUCUUUAUUUUUCAUGGUUACCAUCAAGUCAAGACUUCGUUCGUAUUAGAAGAACCGGUUUCUCAUUGAAUACACUACUCCUUUGCCGAAUUCAGUAAGAGACGAACAUUAAGGACUGAGAUCUUCAUCUAUCCAUUGGAAUUUAUCUUAAGUACACCAAUUAUUUGGACUAUUUAUUAUUCAUCUCAUUAUAAAAUAAUUUUUCUUUAUGCUCUUUAGUGUAUGCUAAUAUAUUAUAUUUAUUUGUUAAAGCGCGACCUAUUAUUUCUGUUUUUUAACACUGGUAAUUGGUCUGAUGUAUUUCGUUUUGUGUUUUUAUUUUUUAGGGUUUUAAUAUCAGCCAUACACAAACGAGAUUGCUUUCCAUGGCAAAGCCUGUAUACCAUGCUAUUGUGAAACACUCUCCCAAGAAACCAGUCCUUGUCUUUGUCCCAUCAAGAAAGCAAACACGGCUGACUGCUAUUGACAUACUCACUACUUGCGCCUCUGAUGUGCAACGGCAGAGGUAAGCUGGAAUGAACUAGCGUUUUGAAUUCUAGGUCUCGUAACAAUCUUGUAAACUGAUUUUACGAGAACGCCAAUCUGGACUUUUUGCAUUUUACUUGUUCAUCGGCACUGUUUGUCGAACACCUGACUGUUGUCAAAUAACACAUCUCCCACGUAGAUGCUAAGCUUUAAAAGAAAUGAAAUACAGAAGGGCUCCAUACAAGCCUUUCUAAUGAUUAAUGAAGCAACAAAUGUUGCAACUUGCUCAAAAAACACUUUCUGGGAUUUUCUGGUUUUUAUUUAAUUCCAGAGAGCUUGCGAUUUCAUAAAAUACAUACAUAAAAUUAGGGGCUACUUUUCCUUAUGUGUAGCAGUCAAGUUGACAAUGGGUGGGGCUUAAAGCAAGGUUAUAUGUUGGCUGCCAGUCAUAUUUACCCACAAUCAAUCAGUAAAUCAUUCCCACAGACCUCAUGGACGGAGGAGAAAAAAAUGACCACACAAGGAAAUCUAAGUAAAUCCAAGGGAGGGAGUAUCAGAAUAUGUUGUGCUUUUCUUUAGUUUUUCUUGAAAUAACUAAUUUUAUGGCUUCAUUUUGGGUUUUGGGCUGUGUUCUUGACAUACCCAUCAUUAUUUCCAAAAGUUUAACGUUAUUACUGUGGUUCUACCUUUAAUUGAUUAUUCUAAAUUGUCUUAAACAUAAUUUUAUCAUCUGAUCUUGGACACCAUUGGCUGCUGCUCUUGCAGGGUAACCUUUGCAAUAAUAUGGGGUAACUCAGCCUGUUUCUGAGUUUCAUAAGGUUAUUGUUGCCCAAUUUUGCAUCCUCCUCACACACGUGUUGCACAUUUUCUAACUUUUUGCCUGUCAUGACAUCCACUAUGGAAUAAUCUUUGUAAGGGGGCAAACCUCAGUUCUGUUUCUAUACUGUUAAUUGCUGGCUUUUUUUUUUAUUUAAUUUUUUUGCUCCCAUCUCCCUUCUUUUGUUUCUUUUUCAAAUUUUUACUGGCUUCAUCUUCCUGUAGUUAAUGAAAAUGCUAUCCACUUUUGACAAUUUUUUUUCCCACCAUACUAUCCUAUCAUGAAUGCUGUGAGAACAUAUAAAUCACAUAGAAUGUACGGAAAUUGUGUAUCUGCCCUCCUACAGGUUCCUACACUGCACAGAGAAGGAUCUACUUCCAUACUUGGAUAAAUUAAGUGACAGUACCCUUAAAGAGACCUUGCUGAAUGGAGUGGGAUAUCUGCAUGAAGGACUUUCCUCAUUGGAGAGGAGAAUAGUUGAACAGCUCUUCAACAGUGGUAAAUACUGCCAUCCUGGAUCUUUUUGUCUGAUCCAACUCUGUAACUGUUGCCUAUCUCAUACAUCACCUGAUCCCCUAGCAACAUUGUCUAACUUGUUUGCAUUUUGCAAAAUCUUUGUCUUCUGUUCUAGUUAUAUUUUCGUUACUCUCCAUAUUCCUCAUAUGCUCUAUGCCAAGAUCAGUCUUAUUUUGCUUUGAUUUUGUCACAGGAGCAGUGCAAGUGAUUGUAGCAUCUCGCAGCCUCUGCUGGGGUCUGAAUAUUGCUGCCCAUCUAGUAAUCAUCAUGGACACUCAGUAUUAUAAUGGCAAGAUUCAUGCGUGAGUAUUGAGUGUCCUGAAAUAUAUGGAGGUUUUUUGGUCUGUUUUUUUUUUUUUUUUUAAAACCUUUUCAAAUUAAAUAUCCUCUCACCGUUCUCACAGAUAUGUGGACUACCCCAUUUACGACGUUCUCCAGAUGGUAGGCUAUGCAAACAGACCUCUGCAGGAUGAUGAAGGACGUUGUGUCAUUAUGUGUCAAGGGUCGAAGAAGGUGAGGGACAAAUAAGCUUAUGUGUAUAACCUGUUUCAAGCUAUCGUUACAUCAUCUUCCAUUCUCCAGACAGCGCUAGUUGUUUUCUGGAGUUUUCAGAUCUCUAUCGCUUUACAGAAUUUAAGCCAGAUGUUUAAAUAAUUAACAUAACCGCAAAUUCCUGUUUGUCAGCCUUAUCAGUACUACAAUUGCUGUUUUGAAGAACGGCAAAAACAAUAGGACAAGAAAUCCAAAUCCACCUUUUAUUGAAUGUGUGGCAAUAUAUGUAGAGCAUGCAGUUGUACACUAGACAUAUUGGUUUCAAUAUUGCUUGAUUUUUGUGGACAGGAAUGUGCAUACAGUCAAAUUUAAUAGGCAAUUUCUUCAGCACAGCGUAUACAUUAUUGGUAUUCUAACUCAAUGGCGAAGCAACAGUUCACAUGUUUUUGGAAAAGAGAAUCACUUACAUUUUUCAAUUCAUUAAUCUUCUUUGAUUAGUGUUCAUCUAGUUAUUUCACAGCCAAUUAUUUUAAUUUGUCAGCGCUGUCUUAUUAAAAUUCAUCUAAACCCCUUUCACCUGUUUUGGUUUUCUUUUCUUGGCGUGCAUAGGAUUUUUUCAAGAAGUUUCUUUAUGAGCCAUUGCCUGUGGAAUCUCACCUGGACCAUUGCAUGCAUGAUCAUUUUAAUGCAGAGAUUGUAACCAAAACCGUUGAGAACAAACAAGAUGCUGUGGAUUAUCUGACAUGGACUUUCCUUUACCGACGCAUGACUCAGAAUCCCAAUUAUUACAACCUGCAAGGUGAGUACUUACUGGCACGUGUCCAAUGUAAACUCUCUUCCUACAGCCAUAUUAAUAUAUAGUAUUUGUGUUUUGAAAUUAUAAUAUUUAGAGCAGCAUGGCCGUUAUUGCCCAUUCUAGCCUCCUGCUGUUAAAUUGGGAAAAAUGUUUUGGUCCCCUACCUUUUGUAUUGCAGUCAUACUCCCCUGCUGUGCUUCUGUUUUAUUCUGCCUCCUGCUUUAAGCCACUACGGUUUUCUAAACGCCUUGGAGGUUCUGUUUAUAAAGUCUCAUCUAAAUCCAGUUUUCGAACACUUUUUUAAUUUUUUUCCCCUUCCUUUUGGGGGUUUGCUCUUUUCUUUCCCCCAUGAAGAUUGUACUAUUGAUUGCAUCCAGAAUAUUAGACAAACCAGUAGAAAUAGUGCUAAGUAAAAGGAAAAAAAUUACCUGUGAAAUGUUGUCACUCUGACAGUGAUGGGUAACUUUUUUGGACAGAAAAUGCAGUUUCUUGCAACUAGGAAACCAAAAAUAAACGGAACCGGAAAAUACUGAUGGGAGAGGCAAAGAGAGAGGUGCAUUUUAGUGCAAAUAUGUGAUAAAUAGGCGCAGAUAGGAUAAGUUCCUGAAAAACAGCCUACAAUUGAGCACAUCACUUUUUACACAUAGCUCCCUUUUCUCUCUCAUUUAAUAUCAUCUUUUCGAUCUUGGGAUUUAUGUGUCCAUUCACCUACUGGUUAUUUAUUAUGGUCUGUAGUUGUUUUUCUUUCUCUAAUACAAUGCUGUAUUUUUUGUUUUGGUGAAUUGCUGGAUGGGUUCUUUAUAAAGUUUUUAGUUUCACAGUAUGCAAUUCAUUCUGUUUUCAGGUGUAUCACACAGACAUCUGUCAGAUCACCUGUCCGAGCUUGUUGAGCAGACUCUUAGUGAUUUGGAGCAGUCAAAGUGUAUCAGUAUUGAGGAUGAAAUGGAUGUUGCACCUCUCAAUCUGGGCAUGAUCGCAGCAUAUUACUACAUCAACUAUACAACCAUUGGUGAGUAAUAAGUUCUCACUUCUCCUUUUUCUGUUUCCAACUCAUUUCACUAGUUCCAUGCGAAUCCUUUUUCUCUUUUUGUCUCACCCAGAGCUUUUCAGCAUGUCUCUGAAUGCCAAGACAAAAGUUCGUGGUCUGAUCGAAAUCAUCUCCAAUGCAGCAGAAUAUGAGAGCAUACCCAUCCGACACAGAGAGGAUAACCUCCUCCGUCAGGUAAGCAGUUGGUUUUCUCUUUCUUUAAAUUAUAUUUUUGUUUUUAAUUCAAUGUUUAUGGCUUAUGGAACUUAGAAGGAGGAUUUACCCACAAAGGAAAUUCAGAAAAUGUAAUCUAUAAACCAACUCCAUUGUUUGAUCCUUGUGGCUUUUCCCAUGUCAUGGAUUGCAAUAAUAGUGUAUAUAGAUAUAAAAUUGAAUUUGAGAUAUUGAACAAAAUUGUCCAGUAGAUUCAAGCAAUGUGGCUAACAAAAUGUAUGGAUUAAACUUUGUCUCCAUAGUGUUUCUUUUUUAUUUAUUUUUUGCAUUACAUUUACUGUAAGCUGAGGUUUAGAAAUAAACCACAGUUGGUACUGAAGGAAGUCAUUGAUCGGUGUAGAAGACAUAUGGAUGGUUAUAUAGGUCAUUGGUGGAUUAGAGCAGAUCAAGGAGAAACUUCAGACAUUUGGUAUAUAUAUUUAGCACAGUGUGCUUUUUUUGGAACAAUGCUAAAUUAGCUCUUACGUGAAAUGACCAAGAAAUCGAAGUAUGAGAUGGUUUGUGGUUGACAUAGGAUGUGUUGAAGUUUUGACAUUUACCUUCGCUAUCAUUAAGGACAAAUUUUAGCGUUGAAUAGUCACCCAGAUAGAUUUUAAAGUCCGUAUAUUUUACGAAAUAGAAGUAUAUUGUUCUGUAUCAAAUACUGAAAAGGUAAUUGCCCACAGUAAAAAAAAAAUUACAUUUUUUUUUUUUUUUUUGCCAGCUUGCACAGAAAGUUCCUCACAAACUCACCAAUCCCAGGUUCAAUGACCCCCAUGUGAAGACAAACUUGCUGCUCCAGGCACAUCUCUCACGUAUGCAGCUUAGCGCCGAACUGCAGUCUGAUACAGAGGAGAUCCUUGGCAAGGUGAAGAACUUGGUUACAGUUAUUUGAAACCAUAACAUGCAAUUACUAACUAAAUCGCAUGUAUAUUUAACUGAUAUUUGAGGUAUUUAUUUUCACCAUUAUUGUUUGUCUCUUCCUACCAGGCAAUCCGACUCAUCCAGGCUUGUGUAGAUGUGCUAUCCAGUAACGGUUGGCUCAGUCCUGCUUUGGCUGCCAUGGAGCUGGCACAGAUGGUGACCCAGGCUAUGUGGUCCAAGGACUCCUAUCUGAAGCAGUUGCCUUACUUCAGUUCUGAACACAUUAAGCGCUGCACAGACAAGGUACUGGUUCCUUACAGAGCCCUUAUAUGCAGCCAUAGUAAACAAAUGAAAUUCAAUGUGGUGGCUUUGAUUUCUCCAAUACCAGAAAGAUUCAUAUAUUUCUCCCAAACAUGUGAGAACAACUGCAUUGUGGAUUAUAAUAUCUGUAAUUUAUAGGGGUGACAUCUUAUAAACAGUUUUUAACAUUACUUCACUUUACCAGAAAAGUGUAUUCUUUAUCUGAUAGCCCUGUUUUCAUGCUCUAUAGGGAGUGGAGAGCGUUUUUGAUAUUAUGGAGAUGGAAGAUGACGAACGCAAUGAGCUGUUGCAGCUUUCUGAUGCCCAGAUGGCAGAUGUGGCAAGGUUUUGCAACCGGUACCCUAACAUUGAGCUGUCUUAUGAAGUUGCAGAGAAGGAAAACAUUAGGAGGUAAGCAAAUACUGUACCAUUUAUUUACAGCAAGUGGUAAGUAGAAAAUAAGUUAGAGAGGCAGGGAAGAAGAAUUGAUUAAAUGUACAUUUGGUUCCAAAAGGAUGUUUGAUUUAAUCUCUCUGACUUCUGUUUGAUUAAAGGUACACUCUAGGCCUCAUAACCACUUCAGUAAUGUUGCGUACCAAUUGUUCAUUUAGUAGGACUUAGUCUGAUAAACAGAAGUUUAUACUACUGCUCUGACACCAACUCAUGCCAUACUAUGUGGAAAACAGACGUUUUUAAAAUACCAAAUUUAGGAAGAAAAAAAAAUGUAAAUUAUGCAAAAUAAUAGCACACCAGUAUGAAUAUUGUUGUGAAUAAAAUAUGCCAAUGUCUCAGUGAGUUGAUACUGUCUAAACCUAGUCUGAGUUGGUAUGUUGUGGAAGCAUGAACUUCCUCUUUAUAAGACCAGAACGACUGCUCAGCAAAGUAAACAUAAAUGUUUCUAAAUGGUCUGACAGAUUACCAUCAUACAGUACCUGGGGACUUCUGGCAUCAUAACCUCUACGGCAUAUUGAAGUGGUUAUGGUGCAUAAGAUGACCCUUCAAAGAAGCACUGGUUUGCAAAGACCCCCGAAUUUAACAUCACCGCUGGUGGGCCGGGGGCGGGGAAAGAUGAUAUUUACUUGCAUGAACCUGUCUUUCGCAGGUGCCAUCUUCUUCCGAUGAGCCAACAUCACUGCUGUAUUCUCGUGCAUGCACUAGAGUACAGCAUUAAGGUCUACGGAGGACCCUGCAAUACCUCAGGAUCCUCAAUACAUACAGCUAAUAUCUCUGCUAGUGAUGGCUGGGAUGGUUGACAUUUCUAGAUGGCAGGAGCUCUGCGCAGUGUUUAGAAGUGUCAGGCAUAGUAAAUAUACCGAGACAAAGUAGUUUCUACUUUGUCUCAGUAUCAUUUGACUAGGUUGUAAUUUCAGUAAAAUUCCAACACAGUCAUGAUGUAUGAAUAUAUCUUAAAUAUUGUAUGUGUACUGAAGUGUAACAGUGCCUCUUGAAGUGGAAAAACACAAUAAAUGGGCUUACUCUGCUUUUAUUGUGUGGUGUUUGUUCAUAUGGUGUUGUGUUUUCCCUUAUAAAUGCUUCUUUCUUUCUUAGUGGGGGAGCUGUUGUGGUGCUCGUGCAGCUGGAGAGAGAAGAGGAAGUUACAGGACCUGUCAUUGCUCCACUUUUCCCCCAGGUAUGUUUGACGCUGUAUGUGGAAGAGCAAUGGUUAGAACAUGCAGUUUGUUCCAUGUUAAAAUAUUCUUCAACUCCUGAAUGUUAACAUGUCACAAACCAAAGAAAAUCGGUCAUGGAUCAUGAUUAUCUGCUUUAACAUUAAUAGUUUGCUAGUCUCUGUACAAUGAAAUGUCACACUGUACAUGUAUGCAAAUUGUACAUUCGUAAUUGACCAAUCGUAAAAUGAGUUGGAGUUGAAGUGUAUUUUUUUUUUUAAUUAAAGAUGGGGUUUGAAGACUUCGUGCCAGAAGUUAAUUUUGUUAGAAACUCAGGGCAAUUAAGCAAUCCUUUUUUAUUUACUUAUUCUUUCUUCCUUCUUUCUUGAUAAUGGAGAAAAAGGAAAGUAUAGGUGAAAAUAUUGUCACUGAUUUAGUAUCUGUACUGGGGCUACUAGUUCUGCAUCCCAGGUGUUUGUCUAUGGCGGGGAAGCUUUGGUGGUCUUUAAAUGGAACCCUAUUACGGCAGAGGUGCUCAGAAUGCCUUGCUUCCCAAAAUGUGGUCUUUGCUUCAAAUGUUAUCAAACCAUACAAGGUGGAAAAUAGCUGUUUUCUAAAUGAUACCUCAUUUUAAAAGAAAAAAGCUUAAUUAUGCAAAAUAACACAUGAGUAUGAAUAUUAUUGUGACUAAAAUAUGAACUGUUUGGUAGUAAUAGGGUUAUAUAUUAGGUGGAAUGUGUAUAUCCUGUAUCAUAUUGUGUUUUUGGAGUGCCAGGUUGGUUUUGACUGAUAACACAUCUUUGUUUUGUUCUUUGCAGAAACGAGAGGAAGGCUGGUGGGUGGUAAUUGGAGAUUCUAAAUCCAAUAGUCUGAUUUCCAUCAAGAGGCUGACACUGCAACAGAAAGCCAAGGUGAGGCGCUAUUCUCAAUAGUUCUUGUAAUAGUAAGACCACGUAAAACACUUCCGAUUAGUAAGUAAACAUGCUUUGUUGUAUCCAAGGGUGAAUUAAAUUUAUGUACAACUGUGGCAUUUUAUUACUUCAAAUGUAAGUUGGGUUUUUUUUGCAUGCAUUGUGAAAAACUAAUUGUAUAUAGCUACACUUUGGGCACCUCAUCAGGAGUAGAUUGCCAGGUGCAUGCUUAUCUAAGAACGUAUUAGACUGUGUUAUGAAAAUAUCUUGGGAACUGCUAGCCUUCUUAUAUUUAGACAUAAAUUGCCUGUUUAUUCUUUAUUGGUUAAAUAGCAAAUUUAAGUUUUGUCAGUGUAAGGGUUUAUAUGCUUUGAGCAGAAGUUGAUAAUUACAAUGUUUUGGAUGAUAUAUAUAUAUAUAAAAUGUUUAUUUUUUUUAAUUUGGCUGUUUUUCCUUAAUGUAACACCGAGACACAGCAAUAGCUGUUGUUGUAAAGAACAUUUAUGAACUUCAUUUGAAACAUCAAUCCACUUAUUUCUAUUCUACAGGUAAAACUGGAUUUUGUGGCACCGGCAACAGGAACUCACAAUUAUACCCUUUAUUUCAUGAGUGAUGCUUACAUGGGCUGUGACCAAGAGUACAAGUUCAGUGUGGAUAUCAAGGAAGCAGAGAGCGACAGUGAUUCUGAUUAGAAGGGGCAUUCAGGCUUCCGUGAACAGAGCAGAUUGAUACAUAGGAUUCUAAGUGAACUUGCUCCCAACUGACUGUUUACUUCAAUAUUAAUUUUAAAAAGCUAGUAGAAAAGAGACAAAUUCUGUUCUCCCACAUGUUGGUUACUGUAUAUAUCACCUAGCAAAUUAGCCUGCUCUUGGGGAAAGGUAUGAAUAAUGAGCAACAGGAUGUUCUCCAGCAGUAUGAAGGCAUUGCUCCCUGCAUGAACAUGCCAUGUAAAAAAAACUAAAUGCUACACACACACAAAUUGCGGUCUUUGUAUUGUUCAUUUGUUGUUGGAUUCCAAAAUAAACUUCUGUUUUUGUAAUUUAACUAUUUAUUGGAGAAUGACAUGUUUGAAAUUACCUCUAGUGGCCAUCCGGAAAGACAGCCUUUAUAUUAAAAUGCCUGCAGGAACAGGCUAUAGAGAGAAGUAUAGAUAGAUAUCUUUCACAGCUUUAUGGCAACAUGUACACAGAUUAACAGCACACGCAAACAAAACUACGGUUUUAAAUUUACAAGUCUCCUAUCUUGGCAAACAAAUAUGGGGAUUCAAUUACACCAUAUGGCCAUAUUGUGUUAAGCCCACCAUUGUCACAGUACCCCAAUAUCAGUUGGUCCUACACUAAUUCUAACAUUUGAGAUGAACAUGCUAACUGCAAAACUGCUUCUGAGACUCUUAAAAAAUUCCUGUGGCUUCCUGCAAAGGGGCACCUAUAGUGGAGGGGUGGGAUGCUCAACUGAAAAGGAAUCUGGUCUGAAUUACAAAUGUACAGAGGAAAAAAAGGAAUUGGGAGCACACCUGGAGCAUAUGAGGAAAGGCUCUAUAAACAGUUUAAGCCAGGCUUCCCUAAACUCCAGCCCUCCAGAUGUUGAAUUCUCAGCCAAUUUCAUUCAUAGAAUCAUGGGAGUUUUAGUUCAGCAACAUCUGAAGAGCCAGAGUUUGGGGAAACCUGGUUUAAGCAUUAUUGCAGUUGGCAUGUUAACCCC